Molecule: messenger RNA, 1605 nt
Organism: Pelmatolapia mariae (spotted tilapia)
Lineage: Eukaryota; Metazoa; Chordata; Actinopteri; Cichliformes; Cichlidae
Product: receptor-transporting protein 3-like
Exons: 3
Coding region: 30-626 (198 amino acids)
Biological process (GO): protein targeting to membrane; protein insertion into membrane
Molecular function (GO): olfactory receptor binding
Source: RefSeq, a predicted model, not a curated record
AGCAGCAUUCACAAGUCAAACUCUGUCUCAUGUCAACGUUUCAUUUCGUCUCCCAGAAGGUCUCCAAAUAUCAGACCUUAUGUAUCAGACCAUCGAGAUAUACAGCUUGGGCUCCUUCCUUGUGGACACACACCUUUGAGGAGCUCGUCUAUGGGGAUAAUGCGCUGGACUAUGGAGACCCAUGGUCGCUCACCUUCAGCUACAAACAGACAGACAAAUUAUCCAAGAAGGAAAAUAAGAGAGGCUGGAAGGUCUUCUUCCACUGCGCUUAUGGAAAUUUUCAGUGUGCAUCCUGCAGGAGGAUCUGGCCUUCGGUGCGUGUGGUGCUUUUGUUCCGUUAUCGGCUGAGAGGCGGUAAGGGGGCGGUGACCAUGCGGCCUUUUGGACAAGCCUGCCGGCGAUGCCAAGACGAUAAUUUUCAUCUCCCCGGUUUUUACAAGGAAGAGGCGAAAGAGGCUCUGCUCAGAUUGUUUUCUGAAAUCCGGAAGAACUGCUAUGGAGUGGAGGAUGAAAAUGAAGAAGGUGACUCAGGCGCUACAAGACGGAGGUCCAAACCCCACGAAAAAACCCUGUGUGAGGCCUGUUGUUUUGGCUUGUGCUGUCAGGAUGAUCAGAAUGAGAAGUAGUGUGUGUGUGUGUGUGUGUGUGUGUGUGUGUGUGUGUGUGUGUGUGUGUGUGUGUGUGUGUGUGUGUGCAACAGCGAGGUGUAAGGAGAGUGGCAGUCUGGUUGUUUGCUGUUUCCUUGAGAUCUUUCUUUUCUAGUUUACACACAAAAGUUUCCUUAAUGAGCUGGUUUAUUCAUCAUUAUCUAAGUUAUUGAUAAUAAUAAGGAAUAUGUAAACCUUCAUGAGCAAUAAUAAGAUUUCAUGACUGUUGUGUGUUUAUUUUGGGCUUUGUGCAACCUGAAGGAAGGUGUGUCCUGAUUAUUUUCUUGGGUUGUUUGGUGUGAUGUCUUGAGGUAUAAUCCAAAAAUUGCAGUUACUGUACUUUUACUUGAAUUGGUUUAUGAGGAGGGAGGAGGCUGGGGCAAACCCAGGACACGCUGGAGAGAUUAUAUCUCUCAGCUGGCCUGGGAACACCUUGGUGUUCCCCCGGAUAAGCUGGAGGAGGUGGCUGGGGAAAGGGAGGUCUGGGCUUCUUUGGUUUGGCUGCUGCCCCCGCGACCCAGCCCCGGAUAAGCGAAAGAAGAUGGAUGGAUGGAUGGGUGGUUUAUCGGUAUUACGUCAUCAUUCCACUCAUCUGAUGCUUUUUUUUCCUCACCACAUUUAUUUGUUACGUUUAGCAGACAAAGGUUUCACAUGAAAAAUGUGAAACAUGUGAUGCUGAUAUAUUAAAACAGGAGUUUUAACGAUGCCGUGAUAUCGUUUCACUACUCAUGGGUCAGAAUGACUUAGACACUUACAAGCAAAUUUCAGAUUGGCCCCAAAUUCUCACAACAUAAUAAACUAAUUAAAGAUGUGUGCAAACUAUAUGUGUGCCUACAUUGCAUGCUCAAAAACACAGAGUGGUUACAUCAAAUAGUACUUUGAUCUAGUUUUUUUCCUGUUAGCUGCACUUUGAGUUAAAAUCUAUGCAUAUACAGUGGCUUGCAAAAGUAUUCGACCC